Messenger RNA from Phasianus colchicus (ring-necked pheasant), 558 nucleotides. The record is from RefSeq and is a predicted model, not a curated record. NCBI's taxonomy places the organism in Eukaryota, Metazoa, Chordata, Aves, Galliformes, Phasianidae.
CUCAGCCAAAUCAAAAAGAGCUGGAAAGGAACUGCAAAAUCAGGAGAGACAAUGAAAUGUAGCAGCUACACAAACAAACUCAUUUAUCAGGCAGAGACACCCAUCGUGUCCUUCAUACGCAUCGGCAGCUCUCCUUCCUCUUCCAAGUCUCAGCUCCUGAACGCUCUGCUGAGCAAACAGAAACACGACACGUUUUUCCAUCGGCAUUGCAAAGGCAGCACCAAAGACUGUUUGCUGAUGAAAGGUGUGGUGGAGAUCUCCUGGUAUUGUCCCCGUGGUAGCGAUGAUGACAGUUUUGACAGCUGUGUUGCUUUCUGUAACCUGCACGGAGAUGCCAGGGAUCACGAGCCACAGCUAAGCUUCUUGCAGGAGAUCUCUGCUGUGAACGUGGUUCUCGUUUCUGAGUCUGAUCAGGGUGAUAGGAAAGGCAGGAGAAUUUUACAGGACCUGUGGCAGUCUCAGAGGCCCUUGGUUUGUCUUUUCACUGAGAAAGAGAACAUUGCAGCUGGCCGAUCUAGCCAAAAUGUAAGAAUAGGUAUCAAGAACAGGAACGAAGCA